This is a messenger RNA of Dufourea novaeangliae, 1597 nucleotides long. RefSeq names its product pre-mRNA-processing factor 19 (gene Prp19). The transcript has 8 exons. Gene Ontology annotation, cellular component: cytoplasm; Prp19 complex; U2-type catalytic step 1 spliceosome. Gene Ontology annotation, molecular function: ubiquitin protein ligase activity; protein binding. Bases 13 to 1527 code for a protein of 504 amino acids. The record is from RefSeq and is a predicted model, not a curated record. Gene Ontology annotation, biological process: protein ubiquitination; DNA repair; mRNA splicing, via spliceosome. NCBI's taxonomy places the organism in Eukaryota, Metazoa, Arthropoda, Insecta, Hymenoptera, Halictidae.
GUGUGUCUGAAAAUGGCGCUUUCUUGUGCAAUUUCUAACGAAGUGCCGGAGCACCCGGUCGUAUCUCCAGCCUCGGGUUUUAUAUUCGAAAAGCGUUUAAUCGAGAAGUAUGUGACUGAAAAUGGAGUGGAUCCUAUAUGUGGGAAAGAAUUGACCAUUGAUCAGCUCAUUGAUGUCAAAACCACUCCAAUAGUGAAACCCAAACCACCAAGUGCCACAUCUAUUCCAGCCAUAUUAAAAAUUUUACAAGAUGAAUGGGACGCUGUAAUGUUACACUCGUUCACACUCAGACAGCAACUCCAAACAGCUAGGCAAGAACUGUCUCAUGCUUUAUAUCAACACGAUGCAGCGUGCCGUGUAAUUGCUCGAUUGACAAAAGAAGUAACAGCUGCCAGAGAGGCUUUAGCCACUUUGAAACCACAAGCUGGAAUUGUACAAGCCACUGCCAUUCCACAACCUGCAGUUGCUGUUGAAGCUGGUGGCACAGCAGCUCAACCUAUGGAACAAGCUGGUAUUACUGAGGAUGUAAUACAGAAACUUCAAGAGAGAGCCACAGUGCUUACUCAGGAAAGAAAACGUCGUGGACGUUCAGUUCCUGAAGAUUUGCUUCCGCAAGACAGUAUUCGCGCAUUUCAGACACUUGCAUCGCAUCCUGGUCUCCAUUCUGCCAGUGUGCCUGGUAUACUGGCGCUUGAUAUUCAUAGUGCAGAUACCAGCAAGAUUUUAACUGGUGGUGCUGAUAAGAAUGCUACAGUAUUUAACAAAGAUACGGAGCAGGUAGUUGCUAUAUUGAAGGGACAUACUAAGAAGGUUACAAGAGUAAUUUAUCAUCCAGAAGAAGAUAUAGUAAUGACUGCAUCACCUGAUACUACAAUACGAGUAUGGAACGUAGGAACUAGUCAGACAACGUUAUUAUUGAAGGCUCACGAUGCUCCGGUGACUGGACUCUCGUUGCAUCCAACAGGCGAUUAUUUGUUAAGUUCAUCACUGGAUCAGCAUUGGGCAUUCUCAGAUAUACGUACUGGUAGAUUAUUGACUAAGGUUGCCGGACAAGUUAGUCAACCAUUGACUACAGCUCAGUUCCAUCCUGAUGGAUUGAUUUUCGGUACUGGUACCGCGGACUCUCAAGUGAAGAUUUGGGAUUUGAAAGAGCAGUCGAAUGUAGCUAAUUUCCCGGGUCAUUCGGGACCAAUUACGGCGAUCAGUUUCUCCGAAAACGGUUACUAUUUAGCUACUGCUGCGGAGGAUUCUUGUGUGAAACUUUGGGAUUUACGUAAACUGAAGAACUUUAAAACGCUUCAGUUAGAAGAAUCGUAUGAAGUUAAAGAUAUUUGCUUCGAUCAAAGUGGAACAUACUUAGCAGUUGCUGGAACGGACGUUAGAGUGUACUUGUGCAAACAGUGGCAAGAACUGAAAGUACUCAACGAUCAUACAGCAGCCGCGACUGGUGUUCGUUUUGGAAAGCAUGCACAGUAUAUAGCAUCUACUAGUAUGGACAGAACACUAAAACUUUAUGGUUUACCUUGAAAAUCUAGUAACAAAAACAUAUUAAUUUAAGGACAAUUUAAAUUAGAAUUUGUAGCAUAAGCUUAUUAUG